AGUAACACACUAUAUUUUGUAUUGUUGCAGAGUUCGAUUCGACACAAGAUUCUUUACAAAUUUGAAUGAAAAAAUAAAACUUUUGUAAAUUUUGUCGUGCUGCUGUAGUGAUUUUGUGUAUUAAACCGCAACAUUUCGUCAAUUACCUAUUUAAAUCAUAUAAAAUGUCUGACGCAAUCGACGAAUACUUCGAGGUUGCUUUGGAACUCGUAAAAAGUGCCGGAAACCUUAUAACUGAGUACACUUCUGGCUGCAAGGAGUACAAACUGAAGUCUUCCGAUAUUGAUCUAGUCACAGAAAUAGAUAAAAAGGUGGAAGAAACUUUAAUUACUGGACUUUCGAAGAAGUUUCCUUCACACAAGUUUAUCGGCGAAGAAUCGGUUGCUGAAGGUGCUAAAUGUGUUUUAACGGAUGAACCGACGUGGAUAAUCGACCCUGUUGACGGCACGUUAAACUUCAUUCACGGUUAUCCCAGCAGUUGCAUAUCUCUCGGAUUAACGAUCAAUAAGGAAGCUGUGGCAGGUAUAAUAUUCAAUCCUAUCGUUAACCAACUGUUCACAGCUAAAAAAGGUCAAGGAGCGUUCCUAAAUGGCAAGCCCAUACAUGUUUCUCAAGUUAAGGAUAUGAAAAAUGCUCUCGUAUCGUUUGAAGUUGGAACAAGUAGGGAUGAGGAGAAAAAGAAAGCUGUUUUAGAGAAUUUUAAGAUGAUUGUUGAUAAAACGCAAGGGAUUAGGACUGUUGGCUCUGCUGCUUUGAACAUGGCUAUGGUAGCUUUAGGAGGUGCGGAUGCAUAUUUUGAGUUUGGUAUCCACGCUUGGGAUAUUGCUGCAGGGGAUAUUAUUGUUAGAGAAGCAGGUGGGGUCUGUAUUGACCCUGCCGGUGGUCCAUUUGACAUUCUCUCUCGGCGAGUUUUAUGUGCAAGCAGUGCUGAGCUGGCUCAGGAGAUGGCCACUGUUCUACAUCAAUAUUAUCCUGAGAGGGACUGAGUGAAGUAUGUAUAACACAGACUAACUGAAAAAGAUAGAUAAACUUGCAUGUAAAGCAGAUUUUGCAAAGUUAAUUUUAUGAGAUACCAAUCUACCUUAUCACGUGUUAUUAUGCUAUGUAUAAUAUAACAUGUAAGAAAUGACCACUUAAAUAAACAUGUUGCAAGGGCUUUAUAUUUAGUCUGUAAUAAAAUUAUGUUAUACAUAUUAUAAUCAUCUUAAUUACCAGUGGAUGUGUUUAUUUCUAAGUUGAUUUCCUGUUUUAAUUAAGUAUUGAAUGUUUAUUAUUUUCACCGUGUACUUAAUGAGUUUUGAAUACAUAACAUAAUGUAAUGUAAUUAUAAUUAUUAUUUAUUAUGGUAGUAUGUUGUGAUUAUGAAUCACUGAUCUGAUGAAAUCAUACUUUAUAUUAUUUACUAAUUAAUAUAGGAAUAUCUGAAGAUUGAAGCAAUUAAUGCUUCUAUUACAACUAUAACAAUAUGAUGCCAAAAUAAAAAUGAUUAUUUACAAAGGAAUGAGACAAUUGACCAAGUAUUUUUGUUUAGUUGUACUUACUUAACAGUAGUAAAAAUGUUUAGUUACAUUUAAUGUAAAAUUCUCUUAUUCUUAUUUACCUGCCUAGUCUCAAAUGAGAGUAUUUUUUGGAACAAAAUAUAAGUGUAUUUUAAUUGAUAAAAUAAAUGAUUUGUGACCAAAGUUA
Maniola jurtina (meadow brown) is the source of this 1686-nucleotide messenger RNA. Its product is annotated as inositol monophosphatase 1. Gene Ontology annotation, biological process: signal transduction; phosphatidylinositol phosphate biosynthetic process; inositol metabolic process. The record is from RefSeq and is a predicted model, not a curated record. The transcript has a single exon. Gene Ontology annotation, molecular function: inositol monophosphate 1-phosphatase activity. The coding region runs from base 165 to 986 and encodes 273 amino acids. NCBI's taxonomy places the organism in Eukaryota, Metazoa, Arthropoda, Insecta, Lepidoptera, Nymphalidae.